Microsporum canis CBS 113480 is the source of this 1188-nucleotide messenger RNA. RefSeq names its product secreted serine protease. The transcript is spliced from 4 exons. The coding region runs from base 1 to 1188 and encodes 395 amino acids. NCBI's taxonomy places the organism in Eukaryota, Fungi, Ascomycota, Eurotiomycetes, Onygenales, Arthrodermataceae. Gene Ontology annotation, molecular function: serine-type endopeptidase activity. The record is from RefSeq and is a predicted model, not a curated record. Gene Ontology annotation, biological process: proteolysis.
AUGGGCUUUCUUACUGUACUUUAUCUCUCACUCGCGGCUUUAUCCGUCACCAAUGCGGCACAGAUAAUGAGCGCCCCCAAUGGCGCAGAGGUUGUUCCCAAUGGCUACAUUGUUGUCAUGAAGGACGAUACCUCGAAGCAGGAUUUUGCUUCCCAUCGUGUCUGGGUGUCUGGCAUUCACCACAACAUUACCCGGCGUGGCCUUGACGGCGAGGGUGUGAAGCAGACAUAUGAUUUUGACAAUCUGCGUGGAUAUAGCGGAAUCUUUGACAAGGAUACCAUCAAGGAUAUAUCUAAUGACCCAAAGGUUGCUUUUGUCGAACCAGAUGCUAUCAUCAGCCAGCAUGUUGUCGUCCAGCAGCGUAAGGCUCCAUGGGGACUCUCCCGCCUCUCCAACCGCAAGGGAGGGCGCAACUAUGUCUUCGAUAGCACCGCCGGCGCUGGUGUCUGGGCCUAUGUCGUCGACUCAGGUGUGGAUAUUCGUCACGCUGAAUUCCGGGGCCGUGCCGUCUGGGGCUCAAACCAAGUUGACAACCAGAAUUCUGACGGAACAGGGCACGGUACUCAUGUUGCUGGAACAAUUGCCGGCAAGACCUAUGGAAUCGCAAAGAAGGCCAAGGUUAUUGCUGUCAAAGUGCUCAAUUCUGAGGGCAAAGGCCCAACUAGUGGAAUCAUUGCGGGCAUCAACUGGAGCAUCAACAACGCCCGUCAAAAUGGCAUGCUGCACAAAUCCGUUAUAAACAUGUCCCUUGGAGGCUCAUAUAGUGCUGGUCUUAACCAUGCCACCGCUCAGGCUAUCAAGGCUGGAAUAUUCGUUUCGGUUUCAGCUGGUAACGACAAUAUCAACUCGAAUAACAAUUCCCCAGCCUCCGAAAAAUCUGUCUGCACUAUUGCUGCCAGUACGGAGGAUGACGGCAAGGCCUCGUUUUCUAACUGGGGCCCAGCCGUUGACCUCUACGCGCCCGGCCACAACAUUCUUUCCGCCCGCCCUGGAGGUGGAAGCCAGGUUAUGUCUGGAACUUCGAUGGCCGCUCCCCACGCGUGCGGUGUCGCAGCCUACCUAAUCGCGAAGGAAGGCAUUCCGGGUAGCCGGGCUUGUCUUCGUCUUAAGCAGCUCAGCCAGCCUACGAUUCACAACCCCGGCCCCGAUACCACCCGCCGCCUCCUCUAUAAUGGCAGCGGUCGUUAA